Nerophis lumbriciformis (worm pipefish) is the source of this 1293-nucleotide messenger RNA. The record is from RefSeq and is a predicted model, not a curated record. NCBI's taxonomy places the organism in Eukaryota, Metazoa, Chordata, Actinopteri, Syngnathiformes, Syngnathidae.
AUGGAGACUAAACUGUACCAGGCUCCUCCGCAGGUCCGUGGUAUGACUUCUCUUGACAAAGAGGCCUUCGCUCAGACAAUCACUGUCCCAGCUCUACGGGUACCUACGCGGUUCCUCAACAAAGUGAUGAAGAGCCUGAAAAAGUCCACUAUUCAGCGCCCGGGGGUGCCCAGAGUGGUGCAGGACAAAGAGGAGAGUCCCGAUUUUCGGCUAGUGCUGUUGGACCCUCACAGAGUGUCCUCGGGAGCCUGCUUUAGCGAGGAUGAGGCGGAAGCGCUGAGGUCAUUUGACGUCUCCCAGGAGCUGCAGCAAUAUGACUUGAAGUUGACCUACGACAAUCUGAAAAGUGAGGAGGUUCUGGAGGCUGUGCUGCCUCAAGGGCAGGACGUUACGUCAGCUUUCAGCCGAGUUGGACACAUCGCACACAUGAACCUCAGGGAUCACCAGCUCCCAUACAGGAACCUCAUUGGUAAAGUUAUCAUGGACAAGAACCCUGGUGUAACAUGUGUAGUCAAUAAGACGAAUAUUAUUGACUCGACUUAUCGUAACUUCAAAAUGGAAGUGCUGGCUGGAGAAGAGAACAUGGUUGCCAAGGUGAAAGAAAACGGGGCAACGUACGAGUUUGAUUUCUCUCGCGUGUACUGGAACCCAAGGCUGAGCACAGAACACCAGCGUGUUGUGGAUUUAGUCAAGCGGGGCGACACAGUGUUUGACGUGUUCGCCGGCGUGGGACCCUUCGCCAUCCCGGCAGCCCGUGCAGGCGCCGCUGUCUUCGCCAAUGACCUGAACCCGGAGUCUUACAGGUGGCUGCAGCACAACAGUAGAGUUAACAAGGUGGAAGGCAAAGUGAAAACCUCCAAUCUGGAUGGCCGAGCCUUCAUCCGAGGGCCGCUCAAGCAAGAGCUCCCCGCGCUGAUUAAAGAAAAACCUAGAGUGCACGUGGUGAUGAACCUGCCGGCUUUGGCUUUGGAGUUCCUGGAUUCCUUCAGAGGCCUUCUGCAUCAGGAAUCUCCCUGCGACCUCAACCUCCCAACAGUACACUGUUACGGCUUCUCAAAAGAUGAAAAGCCAGAGAGAGACAUGGUUGAAAGGGCAUCUCUCGCCUUGGGCUUCACUUUAAAGGACCACUACUCUGUGCAUUUUGUCCGCAAUGUGGCACCCAACAAAGAUAUGUUGUGUGUGAGCUUCACUCUCCCUGAAGAAGUCCUAUUCCGCCAGCGUGACGAACAGACGGAGUCGUCAGAGGAACCCGCACCCAAGAGGCAGAAAUGUGAAACAGCAGAUUCAUCAUAA